UCUGGGCCGGGUCCACGGUGACGCCAUCAACCCAGCACCUGGCCAACAUGGAAGGUGGCGACGGCGGCGUCGUUGUGGCUGGCCUUGGGGCUCUGGGCUCUGGAGCGGCUGCAGCGACAGUCCGGGAGCUUCUGCAGGACGAGUGUUAUAGUGACUUUCUAAAUGAAGACUUUGAUGUCAAGACUUAUACUUCCCAAUCUAUUCAUCAAGCUGUAAUUGCUGAACAACUGGCAAAACUUGCCCAAGGAAUCAGUCAGUUGGAUAAAGAGCUACACCUACAGGUUGUUGCAAGACAUGAAGAUUUGCUGGCACAAGCAACUGGGAUUGAGUCUUUGGAAGGUGUUCUUCAGAUGAUGCAGACAAGAAUUGGAGCCUUACAGGGAGCUGUUGAUAGGAUGAAAGCAAAAAUUGUUGAGCCAUACAACAAAAUAGUAGCCCGUACUGCACAACUCGCAAGACUUCAGGUUGCCUGUGAUUUGCUUCGGAGGAUAAUACGCAUCUUGUAUCUCAGUAAGAGACUCCAAGGACAACUGCAGGGGGGAAGCAGAGAGAUAACAAAAGCUGCUCAGAGUCUCAAUGAACUUGAUUAUCUUUCUCAAGGAAUAGAUCUUUCUGGAAUAGAAGUAAUAGAAAAUGAUCUACUCUUUAUUGGAAGAGCUCGACUUGAGGUGGAAAAUCAAGCUAAGCGCCUACUGGAGCAGGGUGUGGAGACUCAGAAUCCAACUCAAGUCGGAACAGCUCUUCAGGUUUUCCAUAAUCUUGGGACUUUGAAGGAUACUAUUACCAGUGUCGUGGAAGGAUAUUGUGCUACCGUAGAAGAAAAUAUUAGCAGUGCAUUAGACAUCAAAGUUUUGACUCAGCCUUCCCAGUCAGCUGUGAGAGGAGGGCCUGGACGAUCUACCAUGCCAACCCCAGGAAAUACUGCAGCUUUUCGUGCUUCCCUUUGGACCAAUAUGGAGAAACUUAUGGAUCAUAUCUGUACUGUUUGUGGGCAGGUACAACAUCUACAGAAAGUAUUAGCCAAGAAGAGAGAUCCUGUUUCUCACAUUUGCUUCAUUGAAGAAAUAGUUAAGGAUGGACAAUCUGAAAUUUUAUACACGUUUUGGAAUUCAGUUACUCAAGCACUUUCUUCUCAAUUUAACAUGGCAACAAAUUCUUCUAUGUUUUUGAAGCAAGCAUUUGAAGGAGAAUACCCUAAAUUAUUGCGUCUUUAUAAUGAUUUAUGGAAGCGACUUCAACAAUAUGGUAAAAAUAUUCAAGGGAAUUUUAAUGCAAGUGGAACUACAGACCUCUAUGUUGACCUACAACACUUGGAAGAUGAUAAACAAGAUAUAUUCAUACCAAAAAAGCCAGAUUAUGAUCCAGAAAAGGCUUUGAAAGACUCACUGCAACCCUAUGAAGCUGCUUAUCUAUCAAAAUCCUUAUCGCGGCUCUUUGAUCCUAUCAACUUGGUUUUUCCUCCUGGUGGUCGUAACCCCCCUUCCUCUGAUGAGCUUGACGGUAUCAUUAAAACAAUAGCAAGUGAACUAAAUAUAGCUGCUGUUGAUGUAAACCUUACUUUAGCUGUGUCAAAAAACGUGGCAAAGACUGUCCAGUUAUAUGGUGUAAAGUCUGAGCAGCUUCUCUGCACACAAGGAGAUGCAAGUCAGGUGAUUGGGCCUCUUACUGAAGGGCAGAGAAGAAAUGUGGCGGUAGUGAAUUCAUUGUAUAAGUUACACCAGUCAGUAGCAAAGGUGGUUUCCAGUCAAAAUGCAUUCCCACCAGCAGCUGAGCAAACUAUAAUUUCAGCCCUAAAGACAAUUCAUGCUCUCAUGGGAAAUGCUAUGCAGCCCUUACUGACUUCAGUGGGAGAUGCGAUAGAGGCCAUAAUCAUCACCAUGCAUCAGGAAGAUUUUUCCGGGUCAUCAUCCAGCUCAGGAACACUCGAGGUGCCUUGUUCUUUAUACAUGAAGGAGCUACAAGGUUUCAUUGCCAGAGUUAUGAGUGACUACUUUAAACACUUUGAAUGCUCGGAUUUUGUCUUCGACAACACGAAAGCUAUUGCCCAUAGAGCAAUUGAACUUUUUGUCCGCAAUGCUAGUCUCAUAAGACCUCUUGGGGAAAGCGGGAAGAUGCGACUUGCUGCUGACUUUGCACAGAUGGAGUUGGCUGUGGGUCCAUUCUGCAGACGAGUAUCUGAUUUAGGAAAAUCUUAUCGAAUGCUGAGGUCCUUCAGACCACUGCUCUUCCAGACAAAUGAAUGUGUGGCCUCCAGUCCUGCUUUGGGCGACAUUAUUCCGUUCAGCGUCAUUAUUCAGUUUUUGUUCACGAGAGCACCAGCUGAGCUGAAAUCCCCCUUCCAGAGGGCAGAGUGGUCCCACGCACGCUUCUCCCAGUGGCUGGAUGACCAUCCAUCUGAAAAGGACAGACUCUUCCUCAUCAGGGGAGCCCUGGAAGCUUAUGUUCAAUCAGUAAGAAGUAGAGAAGGCAAAGAAUUUGCACCAGUUUAUCCCGUAAUGGUUCAUCUGCUUCAAAAAGCUAUGUCUACUCUUCAGUAACAAUUUGAAAUAUUUGUUAAUCUCCAUUUUGCGCUAAGCUAUUCAAGGUUGACAGUUAAACUAAGAAACAUAUAUUCUAAAAGACAGCAACUAUCCACUAUUUUAAGAAUGUAAUUGAUUUCUCUAUUUCCUAUUGAUCUUUUUGUCUGUCUUCAGUACUCCUACUUUGAGUAGCAUAAAAUGUCAAAGUAGAUUUAUCACCCAACCUUCAAACUCCAUGGACCUCAUUUUUCUAAAAGACAUCCAGCUCUAUUCUUCCCUAGCUGAUUUUUCUACAAGGCUGGAUAAAAUUUUUUUCUCAUCAUGUUAACUGUGUCCUCCUGUGGGUACACACACACAAAAUCCCCGCUGCUUUUAAAGGGAUAUGAUCAAGUUAUGUAAUAGAUACCCUGAUUCCCCCAACCCACCUUUUUGCUAAGUAAGUGUAUAGGCUCAGUGGUCCCCAAAUUUGGCCACACAUUAGAAUGACAAGGGGGAGCUAUGAACAUUCCUGAUGCCCAUGUUGCAGCCCAUACUAAUAAAAUUAGACUGAGGAGAGUCAGGCAUCCCCCCAAGGGAUUCCAGUUAUGUACCAGAGUUUGGGAACCACUGGUGUCCUUGUUUAAAAAUGUCAUACUGUGUCUUUAAAUAAAGCAAGGCUUUCUUUACACUUACUGCGUCAUUUUGUUAAAAGCCACUUUUGGGGCCAUGUUAUGGAUUGUGUCACCCCAAAAUACGGGUGGUAAAUCCUAACCUAUAUGGUCACUGUAAGUCAGAAUCGACUCCAGGGCAGUAGAUAAUGCCUCUGGUUAUAAUUCCAUUUGGGAAUGGGUUAUCUUUCCUAUGUUGAUAAGACAGGGUAUGUCUUCAGUCAGUCUCUUUUAGGAUAUAAAAGGUUAAACCAGCCAAAUGAAAGAAUCAGAGAUGGGGGAAGAGAGAUGCUGAGCCACAGAAGAUUGCCCAGGAACAGAAGCUCAGAAAAGACAAGGACCUUCUUCCAGAGCAGACAAAGAAAGGCUUCCCCUAGAGCCGGCACCCUGAGUUCGGACUUCUAGCCUCCUGAACUCGGAGAAAAUAAAUUUGUUUGUUAAAGCUACCCAAUUGUGGUAUUUCUGUUAUAGCAGCACUAAAUAACUAAGACAGGCUGUUUAACCACAUUAUAAAUCUGUCAAAUUAAAAGUAGAAAAUUUUUAUUCUACAAAGAAUCCUUAUAAAUAGUAGAUAAUCUGGGUCUCUAUUUUUGUACUCCCCUUGCCCUGUUAUUAACAUUUUUAUUUUUAAUUAAAAUUUUAAGUCCCCUUAGCUACCUCCUAAUUAUAAAACCAAGUCUUCUUAGUGUUAGGAACGUACCUUCUAUUUCUCACCCCCGAGCCUGGUUAUUCUGACAACUCAUGCAUGAUAUUCAGUCAAGGUUAAUCACCACAAGUCAGAGAUAAACUUUUUUUUUCUUCAUUUUAUUUGAAAUAAUAUACAAGAAUAUAGUGUGCAAAAUUUAGGGGCAACAUCAUGAAGAAGUGUAAUGAACUGAAAUCAAUUUUACAGCUGUGAUUCCUAACCAGAAACACCACUUGGUAAGUAACAUGAAAAGCCAUGAUUGUAGCUCAGAGCAAAAGCAGCUGUAUUGCCAAUGUAUUUGCUCUAAUUUUAGACGGAGGAAAAAGUAAAGUGCAAGUGUUGCACUGCAGAAGUGCAAAGUCUGCCCCCACCAUAAAGAUACGAUGACAAAAUAAGGUAUUUAGGAUACGUGGCUGAGGAGAUAUAGAACACAAAGUUAAAAAAUACAAUGGUGUCGACUGUUAAUAGCACCAUUACAGUGACUAUAUCCCAAUGCUAUUAACUAACUUAUCUUGACCUAGGCUAGGUCUCCAUUGGAAAUAAUGGAUAGGUGCUGCCACCUGGUGCACAAACUCAGCAUCCUGUGGUAACUGCAGCAGGUGGCUCUGGGACACUGACACCAUCCACCUGAAACAUAUCCUGGCAGCCUCUUGGCACUGGCCAGACUAGGAGCUCCCGUGUUUGGCACAGAUGCUGGGCCAUGUGGUGGCUGCUCAAAAAAAGGCCAACUCCCAGUUUCUGCUUCAUUCCAUCAUGUGUACAAUACAGAUUAAUAAGCAGUAAGGAGCCAAUGUAUAAACAGCAGUUACAUAUUUUUAAAUUCUUUUGUACAAUUUAAAAUAAAACAUGUAUACACUUCUCCUCUCUUUCUACUGUACUUUAGCACCACAGGAUAUCAAUUUUCAAGCCUAUAUUACCUGAUAGACAUAUAUGAAGUUUGGAAGAAAAAUAAGGCAAUUUGGUUUACAAUGUUGAUAGUUUUAGCUUACUUAAUGCUCUAAUGGAGAAAGCAAAUCCUCACUCAUAUUAUUAAAUCAUUUCAAGAUUCAAUACUAUCAGUAUUUCAUGGUCACACGAAUUCAGGACAAAGGGUGAGACCUUAAUCUUCUUAAGUCUUUCCAUCAAGAGUCAAAUGUUUAUGCAAAUAUAGACUUAAGAACAUCGCAUCCUGGUUUAAUGUUGUUGUGAGCCCUGUGGAAAUAAAAUUAAACUCAGUGAAUGUUUACACAUCAAUACAUAGUGAUUCUACAUAUGAAAGCUAAGAGGUGUAUAAGACAAUGUUUAUAAAUUUACUAUUUUUUAAAAAAGACUGCUUUCUUAAGGGUGGUGAUUAAUAGAAACCUGCUAAUAUAUUGAUGGCUGAGGCAUCCAGAAAAUUUAUGAAAAUGAUGACAGCAAAGAAAUGGGCUAAGAUGAAUAGAAAAAGGGAUACAGGCAAAGUCCUACCACAUGAAAUUCCAAGUUAAUAAAGAACUUCAAAAAUCCAGUUCAGCCACCCUCAUAUAUAUUGGAAUCUGACUACUGAAUAAUUCUUUAAAAUAAAUUCUUGAAAAAUUUUAACAGAUGUGACCUAUGUGACACUACAAAACAAGCUUAACUACAAAGAAUGAAUUAAAAUUAAAAACAUCCUUGGCCAGCUCUCCUACUGCAAAGUACUGACAUCUUCCCUAUAGUUUUUAGGGAUACUUCAAAUUGAGCCCGUUCUGUUCUAUCAUGUGAAAUUUUCUUGUAAUUAAUCUAAAAAAACUUAAAAGUUGCUGGUCUAGUAAUGGAAAAGUUUUAAGAACCAAGUCUAUCCAAGACAGUAUUAUUAUGGGGCAAACUUACACUUCCUGUGCCUUUACACUUCCUCUCUUUCCUGACAUUUUAAUCUAGAAAUGCGGUGCAAAUGGGAAAAGUUCCAUGAAGGUUGGUUAAUGUACCUCCCCACACCUCCAACCCUCCUUAGUCCCUCACCAAUUAAGGACAGAAAGGCUGUUGAGACAUACCACCAAAAAUCAGGGAAGUUUUCUCCUGCGCUCUUAAUGGGUUAAUAGUGUUCGGCUUUCAACCCAACUAGAAAUACUACAUUUCAGGAUUACUUUUCCACCUCAAUAUUUAGGCCAAACAUUCUUCUCCAGCUUGCCAGAGACUUCUACUUAACAUGCUGAAAUAGUGACACUUAAUGGUCAAAAGAAAGGCAGCCCUCCUUACAUAAGAAUGUGAAAAUAUUAUUAAAGGUUUUGAAGUAUAAAAAUGCUGAGAAAUAGCAUCAACACAACCUUUUAAAGGUUAUAACAAUUGCCCCGACAUGCCAGUUCAGCUGUGGGGAUAAAUCAAGAUGAUUUUAUGCAACUACUUCGUGAAACAUACUGAAUUGGUUCUUUUCCUUUUCCAACAGUCAGGAUUUAAACGUUUUUGUUCUUCAGCCAAAGCCUUUGCUUCUAAUGUGUACAUCCUUCUCUCUUCAUUCUUCAUUUUCUUCCACCUGUCACCAAGGAUCACACUUAUGGCUCUGUAAAAUAAAUAUUUACACAAUGCUAAAGACAAGAAGUUUUCAUAAAACUAUCAAAGUGGUAUUACUUCUGUAAAGUUUAAAAAAAAAAAGAUGAGCAUCUUGUCCAACAUAAAACCCAAAAACCAGACCCACUGCCAUGAAGUUGAUUCCAACUCAUAGCGACCCUAAAGGACAGAGCAGAACUGCCCCAUAGAGUUUCCAAGGAGCACCUGGUGGGUUCAAACUGCCAACCUUUUGGUUAGCAGCAGCAGCUCACCGUAGCUCUUAACCACUGAGCCACCAGGGCUCCAUCUCAAAUGGCUAGGAUACAUUUGAAAUUGGAUGAAUAAUAGUUAAAGUAUUUCCUUUAAUUCUAGCUUUAUUUUUUUUUAUAAAGCUAGAAUUAAAAGAAAUACUUUAACUAUUAUUUCAAAAAAAAAAAAGGUCGAAAUUUCCACUAGAUCUAUCCUGACACAUCGAUUUUAAAAAGAUAUUUAAGAUAUAAAGGCAGAUAAUGUUCAGAAUCAGCAACAUCAAGUAUACAGCUAGUAUUAAAACUAUUCUUACUUUCUGUUUAUGCCUAUAACCCACCAAAUAGUUUGACAAACGUCCUUUUUCAUUCAUGCAACCCCAGUGAAAAAUGUGGUAGCAUUAAUUAUGCACGCCUUGCUGUUUAUCUCCUAAGAUGACACCAUGUAAACCUUUGGCAAUAUUCAUACUUACACUUAGGAAAAUUAAACUCAAAUGGUUAAGUCAAACUGAGAGAUACAUGAUAUAAAUUUGAAGCUAUUUGCUAUUUAUACAUGUUACUCUGCUCCCAAACCUGCUAAUGCAGUUUUACCCAGGACACUUAGAUGUAAACCACUUUCCUCCUAUGGAAAAGCUUUUAGCCACUUAUUUUAUGACACAACACAGGAGAUCCCAAAACAUCUUGCACAAAGUAUCUACAAGUGAUUUUAUACUCUGAUGCAGAAGUUAAAGAGAUCAGCAUCUGUUUCAGAAGAACAGUAACCACCACAGAGGUUCUACUACUAAAAAGGAAAUUAAAUAUAUAGUAAGUAUAUUUGUCUUUUUAUCCAAUUAAGUUUUGCAAUUAAGCACUGUAUUACAUCUUCCUUUAAUAAAAUAAAAACUACUUUUUUAUAGUCUUUGGGUUGAAGGUACCAUAUAAUUUAUAUUUUUACCAAUUAAAUAACAGUCACACAUACGCCCAUUUCAGUCUUCCAAGGUAAUUAUGAAAUAUUUCUGAAGGAGACAGUUAUGCUACCUUCAUUUACGGUACCUUGAAAACCUUCAUUUAAAUUAAAAGAUGAUGGCUAAUGAAAUGUGCCCAAUACAGACUAUCAGCUCCUCUACAUUAUUUAUAAGUUACCUUUCCUUGACAAUUAUCAAAUAUACACUUAAUCGAAAAAUUAGUUUUGCAGCUGAAGUUUACAUCAAACUUAAAAUGAUAUCCCUAAGUUAUGUAUCUCUCUGACCUAUCUGUUCCAGUCUCCAUUUCCUCACAAUUUGCCCCAUAAUGUAGACUUCUUUAUUGAAUUAAGACAUAUCCUUAUUACAGAAAGGGAAAAAUACAAGUUCAAAAUUAAAAUUCAAUAUAAAGAUAAGAUAGGUGUGCAUCUGGUAUCACUCAAUGUUAGAUGAUUACAACAUAUCACAUGGGAGCAGUGCUAAAAGUGCAAAGACAUACUAUGAUUUAUAAGCAAUAAGGGGUAUAACCUGAUAACUAGAGAUCCUAAAAAAAAAAAAGAAAAAGAAAAACAAUAAACUUAAGGAAGCUAAACUGAGGCUGACACUCUUCUCAUAAUCAGGGUAGUCUUAACUACCCAGAAAGCUUCCUUGCUGAGACUCUCAAUUGUUGGGUGAAGAGGAUUGUAAAGGAAUCCUAUUCUAGCCCUGCUUCUGUAUCAUAUUGAAUAAUCAGGCACCGGAUGUGCACAAAGUCCUACACAUACCAUCCCUGUGGGACGAGACAAGGAGAAGUGCUGCAUGGCUCCAGUAAGUCAAUCUCUAAGGCCAGCCAUUCUCUCAGUUUUAAAAAAAGAGGAGUAAUAGUGUAAAUUAUUCUUAAAGUGCUUUUAUAUUCUAAAAGUAUACAUUUUCUUGAGAAAAUCACCUACUAGUCAUCAGAGAAGUAGACUUCCGAACUGAAUUUUUAAAAAACAAUACAGCUUAACCCACUCUUCUUACCGAUAAACGAAAAGAUUAGAAUUAGAACUUUGGGUUUUUUGGUUUAAUAGCCCAAAGCUACAAAAGUGACAAAGCCAAGAGUUAGAAAAUUUCAGUGGUGUUGAAAAGGCCCACAGAAUUCUUGACUCAGUAAUUCUACAUUUAGGAAUUGAUUCUAAAGAAAUAAACAGGAUCUAGGACAAAGAUUAUUAAUGUUACUUGUAUGUUUUAAUGUAAACUGACAAGAAAUAUGCAUAAACUCCCAAAUCAGAUGCAUUUGGGAUAAGAAGCUUCUCUUUUAAAAUGUAAUACUUAGAAUUAAGCUUAUCAGACAUUCAAACCUGAAUUAAUAACCGAGUUAUUUUAUAUGGAUAUCAUUUUGGCUUUCCUCAUGAGAUCAAGGGUAAGGAAAAUGAUAGUUUUGAUUAAGAGGGAAAUAGGAAGACUGGAAGAAUAUAAUUCACAGAGAACUUGGUUGGUUUGAGAGGGAGGGAGCAGUAAAGGACUGUAAGGGACAAGUAAGGGUACAAAAAAGAAAGGAAGGAUUUGAGUUUUUAUUCCUGGCUCUACAGAGGACAACUCUUAAGGUCAGUCAGCACUUCCACAAAUCUGGCAUCUUAAUAUAAACUGCCAAUGUCCGCACAUUCUGUAGCAUGACGUAGUUUUAAAAUAAGUACAUCCUUUAGAUCUGAGGAGCCCUGGUGGCACAGUGGGUAGGUGCUUGGCUGCUAACCAGAAGGUCAACAGUUCAAACCCACCAGCCACUCCUCACGAGAAAAACACGACAGUCUGCUUCCAUAAAGAUUACAGCUUUGGAAAUCCUAUGGGGCAGUUCCAGGGUCACUACAAGUCAAAACUGACUUAAUGGCAACUGGUUUGGUUUUUUUUUUGAGAUCUGACAAAAAAAGAGCUAGUCUUUUCUAUAAAGCUCCCAAAAAACAAUGAAUGGAGAUCUGUGUUGUAUAAAAUCUCUGCUACCUUUAAAUCCUUCAGGAUAUUCUACAGAAUGAACAUGAGGUAACCACCACCUUCUCUCCUUAAAGAAAAUAAAAAUGGAUAUUCUGCCUAGCCCAAUUAUUUAAGAAAUUAUUCUUAAGAGUUCCUUUACAUUCUAAAAGAUACUGCUUAAGUAUUACAGACACAGCUAAAAUGAAGAGACUAGUGUUACAUGAUGACAAGGUACUUGAAGAUGAAGAUUUUUCAAAACUGGAUUUGGAAGAUGAAUAAAGUUAGUAUUUGGGGAGGGGUUAAUUGAAGGCGGCUUAUGAAAUUUAGUUAUUGCCUCAAAAAAGUUAAUAGCGCUAAAAUUUAAAUAUAUUCCUGAUCUAGAAGCAGUUUUCAUGUUUUAGUAUUAACCCUAAACAGUAAAUACCUGAGUCUUCCAUUUUUUAAUGUCUUUUAUUUUUUUUUUACAAAAGAAUUAUUGUUUUCAUGAAAUAUUCAAGCUAAGUGAAACAGUCUGAGCUAAAUUAAACUUUUAUUAACAUAAGGUGGUAAUGUUGUUGUUAGUUGUCAUCAAGUCGGCCUCCGACUCAUGGCAACCCAUGUACAACGGGAUCAGAUCAUUGUGAUGGGUUUUCAUUGGCUGAUUUUUCAGAAAUAGAUAGCCAGACCUUUCUUCCUAGUCUGUCUCAGUCUAGAAGCUCUGCUGAAACUGGUUCAGCUUCAUAGCAAUGCAAGCCUCCACUGACAGAUGAGCGCACUGGAAGUGCAACAGCCUGAGAAUUAAACCUGGGUCUCCUACAUGGAGGCGCGAAAUCUACCAAUGAACCAUCACUGCCCCCUCAAAGUGGUAAUAUAUACAGUGGCAAUAGAAUAUUUUAAAUACUUGCAUCAUUACACAUUAGAAGUCUGGUUCAAGAAGCUACUUACUGAUUUUUUCCCCUCCAAAUCUGUAACAACAGGCUUAGAAUAAGAACCUCAAAGUUAUUCUUAUUUUCUACCUUUUCUUUGUUCAUACUGAUAGAAUAUGGAGGAGAAAGAUCCCUCUGGAAAACUUUGCUGUAUUUCUAAAACAUGAUCCAAAGAAUAUCUUUAGUAAUUAAGUUAAAUGUUUUUUAUAGAGCUUAAAUCUAUGAAAAUGCCAGGAUGCUGAAAAUUUCUCAAAUUUAUCCAAUACCUUGCUCCAAAAGCUGGACCUGUCAGUUGUUAGAAGUAUGCUUUCUAACAGACUAAUGACAUUAUUUCUGAAAAGGUAGAUACUUACCAUUUAUGUGCCCUAACUGCCUAUCUAGGUAUUAUAAAAUGGUUGUGCAUGGUCCUAAAAAUUCCACUUAAGCUUUUCAUUUUAAAGUCCAUCUGAGAAAAUAAAAAGAAUUCAAUAAUAAAAGCUGUUCAAGAAUAAGUUCAUUUAACUAUCCCAGUUACUGAGAACUGCACUGAAAUGUUAUUCAAUUAUAAUCAGAAUUAUCACUAUUUUUACCUGUUAUCUUUCCCUGGAUACAUCUGAGUAUAUUCAACUCUGUAUUUUUUGGCAAAAAGCAUGAAGGCAUUCAUUGGUCUUUUGCAUUUGUUAGGAGAAGUGGCACUCACAGUCCCUGAGCUGUGAUUUUUAACAGCUUUAGCAUACAAAGAAUUGGAAGAGAGCUGUGAUGAUCCAGGUGAGCCACAGUUUUUACUGAAUCCUGAUCUGGCAAAGUCUUGACCACCAGGUCCUCCACAAGACAAAGAUGCACGACGCUGACGAGCCAUACUACUUAACACAUACACUGCAGAAGAAUCCAGAGGUGUGAAGUCAUAGCUAUAAAAUGAAGAGAAAAAAAAAAAAAAGGAAGAAAGAAACAUGGUUUUAAUUCCAUUUAGAUUACCCAGUUUGUAAAAACCGAGUAAAUUUUUUAAAAAGCAAGAGCAAAAAACCUUUAACAGUUGACUGAAAUGUCAAUAUAUUCACCCUACACAAUGUUACCGAAACUAUACUUUAACCUCCCCAUUGAUAGUUGCUUGUAAGAUGAAACCUUACUUAUCUAAGUUAUGUAUCCAAUGACUAAACUUACUAAUUUAAAAAAAAAAAAACCUCUCCUGAAAAGAAGGAAGUUAAUUUAAAAAAGACUUUGAGCCCCCCAUAGGGAUCUGUUAUAAUCCACAUACUUCACUGACCCCAAGCACCUCCUCCUGAUCCUACUCACAACCCAUUUAUUCUUAAAUUAGAUUCAAUUUUGACAAAUUUGACAAUGUGAUUUCUUGGCCUAUAGGAGUUUAACCAAAAGAAAACGAAACCCAGUGCCAUGGAGUCGAUUCUGACUCACAGCGACCCUAUAGACCUAGAAAAUUAAGAUACAGUGGCAGGUCUGGGGACUGACUACCACAGAAGAAAAAAGGUAAGUAGACACUGGUACUUAAAACUGUUAAAAUCAGCUAAAGGAACACAAAAUGCAUAAGCAAUCUGAGUCAUCUGCAUAGGGACAAAUACUCGUACAUGUAUCAGUAUCCCUAGAAGGCCAUCCAUGUACUACAGCAUAGAUGACUAACUUAAAAGUUCACACUGAAAACACAGAUUUAUCAGGGAGUGCCGUAUUUUGUUUUGUAUAAAUCUGAAUAGUUUUGAGAGGCACAGAAAUAAGCCAUCUAUAUUAUACCUUAUCUCUUUAAAAAGCCUGCUUGGAAGGUAUCAUUACCCUCCUCUUUGAUAUGUGGAAACAGUCUAAGAAAGUAUUAUUACAAAGGCCACGCUGCUAUAAUUCAAACCCAGAUCUAUCCGCUUCCCAAACCCCCAGUUUCCUAACCACAUGAUGCUACUUCUCAUUGCCAAAUAACUGAAAAGUCAUCAACUAAAGUCAAAGUGAACAAAAAAUAUUAAUUAAUAAUAUUAGCUGAAACUUAAAGCUACUGUAGACCAUAGCCUACAGGCAACACCGGUCAAAAGAAUUCUCCUGUUCCAACUGUGCCAACUCUUUCCGCCCACACUUUUAUACCUUCUUGGUAAAAAACCUUUAUUCAGCUUUUAGUCUGAACCCAGCUUCCACUUCUCUCACUGAAACAAAUUCUGGUAAUACAGCAAAACAGGCUGAUACUAGCUGUUAUGGAUCAAAUUAUGUCUCUGAAAAAUGUGUGUUAUUAAUCCUAAUCUCUAUGCCUGUGGUUGUAAUUCCAUUUGGGAAUGGGCUGUCUUUGGGAUGUUAAUGAGGUAGGAUUAGCACAAGGAGUAUCUUGAGUCAAUCUCUUUUGACAUAUAAAAGAUUAAACAAGUGAGCAGAGGAGAGAUGGGGCAAGACAGAUGCCUAGACACAUGGAAAUUUCCAAGGAAGAAGAAGCUGAAGAGACAAAACACCUUUCUCCAGAGCCGACAGAGACAGAAAGCCUUCCCCUAUAGCUGGUGCUCUGAAUUUGGACUUCUAGAUUGGAUUAUGAAUUAUUCCAAAGACAGAAGAUGGCUAAAUGAGUUCCAUACUAUUCACUAACACAAAUGGCUUCUAAUUAUCAAUCACACAAUGUCUUUUUUAAAAAAAGGUAGUACAUGAAAUAAAUGUACUUAAACUAUGACUCUAAAAUCAUCUAAUAAAUACUUAGCAAUCAGUAGUGUGUCUGAAGCAAUUCUGUCUAUAGGGUUUCAACUUCCACAAAAUCCCUUUAGCCCCUCCCACACAUAGUUUUUAAAAAUAGCAACCAUACGCAUUAUAAAUGAAACUGACACAAAAUUAUUAAUCUCUACUAAGGAAAUGGAAAUCCUGGUGGUUAAGAGCUACAGCUGCUAACUAAAAGGUUGGCAGUUCGAAUCCACCAGGCACUCCUUUGAAACCAUGUGGCAGUUCUACUCUGUCCUAUAGGAUUGCUAUGAGUUGGAAUUGACUCGACAGCGAUGGGUUUGGUUUUUUUGGGUACUAAAGGAAAAUAUUUAAUCACAACUUGAAAUACCAGAAGAUUUUAAAAUAGGGUAGAUAACGGCACUAGGUUAACGCUAAAAUAUGAAACUCAAAAAAAAUUUUUUUUUGUGCCUCUAGGGGCACAAAUAACAACCAUCAUCUAUUCCCAUUAUGGAUACAACUUAAAUCAAUCUGAAAUAACCAUAGAAUUUCUGACAUGACUGUAGUGUUAAAACAGGACACAUGAUUCUAGAAAAUAGCUAAAUCCUCUACUAUACCCCCUCAGAUAAGCAUCUGUUCUUAUUACACUACCUGCAUUCUCUGGAACGUGCCUUUUUUCACAUCUCUACAUUUUGUACAUGCCAUUCCUGCAGCUUAGAAUGCCUUUCCCCACAUUCUUUGUCAAAUCAUUUAAGAUUUCACAAUGUAGUGCCUUUGAAAGUCACAUCACGUAAGUUAUAAUGUCACAUAUACUGACUCAUUUAAUCCUCCCUACAAUAUUAUCCCCGUUUUACAGAUUGGAAAAAAGAACCAUCAAAAGGUUAAUGUACCAAAGAUUCCACAGCUAGUAUGCUGCAAAGCCGGGAUUUGACUAGGCAGUGCAGCUCCGGAGCUCAAGGUCCUGGCAGGAUACGAUACACUGCCUCUCAACCAGUAUACCACAUCAUGUAUUUACUAAUCCAUUUCCUUCUCGAGACUGGAAACAAAGCAGGCAAGGCCUACGUUUUAACUGAUUUUAAACCCCCAAUGCCCAGCACAUACAUAACUAGGCUCUAAAAUAUUAGCUCAGUGACUGGACAGGUUAAAUCAUGAAGCAAAACUGUGCAGAACAUAAUACUGUGAAAUUUUAAUUGGGUUCAAAAUCUGCCCUUAGACGAGUAAUAUGAGCGAGCUUGUGUAAGUUAAAUAAACCAUCUAGCCUGAGUUUACUUAUCUGUAAAAUGAAGACAAUGCAUGUUUUGCAGUACUGCAGAAAGAAAACAUAUGUAAAGUACUUAGACAAGGUGGGCACAUAGUAGGUACUUAAUUAGGGGUAUCUAUUAUUGGAACCGACUCAAUGGUAACAGGUUAUUAUUGUGGAGCCCUGGUGGCGCAGUAGCUAAGCAUCUGGCUUGCUAACUAAAAGGUCGGCAGUUCGAAUCCACCAGCCGCUCCUUAGAAACCCUAUGGGGCAGUUCUACUCUGUCCUAUAGGAUUGCUAUGAUUCGGCAUCAACUCAACAGCAACAAGUUUUUUUUAAUUAUUAUUGUAGAAGUGGCCUAGAUUAGUACAUAAGAUUAGGACAUACGAGUAGUGAAUUUGGAAUCUUUACAAGACGUAAGCUUGACUCCUAGUUAUACUUACCGGCUAUGUUUUGGGCAUGUUCCCUCUCUUUGUUUUAGUUCCCCCUCUGUUAAGAGGACAAUAUAAUCUACUAAUAGAGUAGUGAAGAUUAUGUCAAUGUAUGUACAGUGCCUGGUACACAGAGUAGUAGGCACUCAUUUCAGUUUGUCUGUUAAAUUAUCAUUUCACUUGAAUAGAAACGUAAACUUUACAAAGUCAAAAGGGACUGCUUUAAACUUGCCCGAUACCCAAAAGGCUGGCCUCAAUUCUCAAUGCCUCAGAAUGAGCUUUCAAAAACCAUGCUCUCACUUGGAAUCUUUUUCUUCAAGAGAGCCUCAACUGGUGUUUAAGAGAGCAUUCACUGCUUGCUGCCUUUUGGUCCUUACCAAACUAGAAUCUGCUUAAAUGUCUUUCCUUGUACAUCAUGACCCAAAAGCUUCCCCCAAGUCCCCAAGUGGUACCUUGGAAUUUAUUCCGGGGUCCUCUCUUGGACUAAGGGUUUCUUCUUCCUGCCUUUCUUUCCCUUCUUGCCCUCCCUAUGUCAGGCAAACCCCCCACCAAGACAUAAUUCCAUCCACAAUUACAUAAUGCAUGUUACAUAUAAUAUUUAAAGACUAUAAUAUAAAUUUAACUGUAUUUACAAUUUUAUUAAAUAUAUUUCCAAAGAAUGUGAGUCCAUAAAAAACAAAAUCACACUAUAUAUAUUCUGAGACAAUUUUUUACCUAACAUUUCUGAAAUUAAUCCAUGUUUUAAAAUGUACGGUUAAGGUUUAGUCCUCUUCCACUGGCAGAAGAAUUCCACUAUAUAACUGUAUAACAAUUUAAGUAUUCACUUUCCAGUUAAUGGGUACUGAUAUUGUUGCUACUACAGUAAUACAGCUGCAAACCACUUCUCUGGGGUAUAGAUAUACUCAGGAAUGUAAUUGCUCAUAUCCAACUUGACAAGAUAAACCAAAUUACCCUCCAAUUUUUUAUCAGUUUAUACUCGCACCAAAACGUGUAACUUAUAACUGAUCCGUAUCUUAAGAAUAGUUGAAGUGGAGGGGGGGAGGGAGGAAGAGGGGUAUUCACUAAUUAGAUGUAGAUAAGAACUAUUUUAGGUGAAGAGAAAGACAACACACAGUACAGGAGAGGUCAGCACAACCGGACUAAACCAAAAGCAAAGAUGCUUCCUGAAUAAACUGAAAGCUUCGAAGGCCAGCGUAGCAGGGGCAGGAGUUUGGGGACCAUGGUUUCAGAGGACAUCUAAGUCAACUGACAUAAUAAAAUCUAUAAAGAAAACAUUCUGCAUCCCACUUUGGAGAGUGGCAUCUGGGGUCUUAAACGCUAGCAAGCAGCCAUCUAAGAUGCAUCCAUUGGUCUCAACCCACCUGGAACAGAGGAGGAGGAAGAACACCAAAGACAGAAGGUAAUUAUGAGCCCAAGAGAAAGGGUCACAUAAAUCGAAGACUAUAUCAGCCUGCGACCAGAAGAACUAGAUGGUGCCCGGCUACAAUCGAUGACUGCCCUGACGGGGAACACAACCAAGAACCCCUGAGGGAGCAGGAGAGCAGUGGGCUGCAGACCCCAAAUUCUCGUAAGAAGACCAGACUUAAUGGUCUGACUGAGACCAGAAGCACCCCAGUGGUCAUGGUCCCCAGAUGUUCUGUUAGACCAAGACAGGAACCAUUCCCAAAGCCAACUCUUCAGACAGGGAUUGGACUGGACAACGAGAUAGAAAAACGAUACUGGUGAAGAAUAAGCCUCUUAGAUCAAGUAGACACAUGAGGCUAUGUUGACGUCUCCUGUCUGGAAGGGAGAUGAGAGGGCAGCGGGGUCAGAAGCUGGCCGAAUGGGUCAGAAGAGAGAGUGGAGGGAAGGAGUGUGCUGUCUCAUUAGGGCAAGAGCAAUUAGGAGUACACAGCAAAGUGUAUAUAAAUUUUUGUAUAAGAGACUGACUUGAUUUUUAAACUUUCACUUAAAGCACCAUAAAAAAAAAAUUACAAAAAAAAAAAAUACUUGGGGAAAAUAUCAGACCUUAAAGUGGUGUCUUAUCUCUCUAUAAUUUUUCAGUGUGUGUAUGAUGGAUAUAAACAAACAGCAUUUAGAUUCCAAUCUUGCAGACAUUUACUGAACACAGGCCUUAUGCCAGGUCCUAUGUUAUUUGCUUUUCUAAACAGUAAUCUCACUAUUUUUACAAGAUACAUAUAUAUUAACCUUAUAUUUUAUUAUACUAAAUUGAAUGAAAUAAAAUCUAAAAGCCAGUAGAACUCUUGAGAAUUCUCUUAGUGCCCAUGCAUGCUUAUAGAUUUGAUAAUUAUCUUAAAGUCUUAAAAUCCCAGAUACUUGCACACAGACUUUCUCUAGGUAUCUUCUUUUAGUCUAGCCCCAUUUUUCUCAAACUGUAGUAUAAAUAAGAAUUACUCUGUAAGGUUAUACAUACAAAACCAUGCAUACUAUACUUUUUGGGUGAUUUAAAGACCUUCCAAGAGUAAUGCUGACAUACAAGAUUUUUCACCUCACACCUGUACUUUAGAAUCUAGCUCUAUUACCUCAAAACAUUAAGAUGUCAAGUUCAGCUACACAAAUUUCUCAUGCUCAAAAUAACCUACCUAGAAAAGGCAUGCAGUGGGAAAUUAAGAACUGAAAUGAUGACUUAAAACACAGAGUAGUGGAAAUGAGUCUCAGAUCUGGGAGUAAUGUGACCAACUGUUCCAGUCUACCCAGGAUUUAGUACCUCCCAGAGAUGCAGGAGUUUCGGUGCUAAAACCAGCAAAGUCCCAGGCGAACUGGGACAAUUGGUCAACCUUUCUGGGAGUCGGGACAUGUGGGUUCAUUCUGUCACUUACUAGCUUCCUUCUCUAGGUCUUUCCAAAUGUCGAGCUUUUGCUAUUUUUAUUAUUAGCUAAACCAUGCAACUAAUACAUCUGGCAAAAACGAGUAUUAUACAAAGACACAGUUAGUUAAAAUUAAACGAGAGUCAUUUAAUUACAAAUCAUAUUACUAAGAGAUUUAUGAACUAGUUAAAAACAACUGGCCAGAAAGGAUUUUUAUUUAACUAUCAAAACUGAUCUAUUAAACUUGGUCAUAUAACAUGUGUAAUUUUUCCUAAUCUAAUCCUAAAUGUUUUAUAAACUCGCUUUUCCUAUAUGACUGACUGUGCAAAACUCCCCACUUAUUAUAUUACUUUAAUAACCUAAUUUUUAUUUAAUUACAUAUAUACUUUAAGUAACUUUUUUCUAAUUCUCCAAUUUUUAAAGGUUCCACCAAAUCCCUCCUAAAUAUUUGACUAAGCAAUAAUUAGGGAGACUGAGAGGAAACCUUAACCGGAAAAAAAAAAAAAAAAUUUAAUCCAAUAUUACCUUUUAAAUGUAUCAAAAACACCUGAAUCAUCAAAAUUAAUGGCAUCGGGGUGUCCAGGAGGUAGACAUACAUCGCCAAUAUGAAUCUCACAACAUGGAAUGCCAUGCUGUACCACAGUCAAGCUCGGAUAAAAUGAUGACCAACCUGAAGUUAAAUUAAACAACAGUCACACAGAGCUUGGGGAUUAACAGAAAGCACCUCAAUUACUACACAACAGACAUAUCAUUUCUGUGUCUUUAGAAUAAAAAGUUAUUAUUUCAAAUAAGUUCCAAGAGAUUUUCUAACAAAAGUCAUGAAUCUUUGCAAUAAAGCAAGUACUAGACAAGUGUUUCUUUUAAGCUAUGUAAAAAUCCUAUAAAACGAGUUUAAGUCAGCAUUUUACUAACUAGAUCCCUAUGAAUCGCACUUUCAUCAAUCUACGAAAUAAAAACUAAAAAAAAAUUUGCUAUCGGGUCAAUUCUGACUCAUGGCUAUACCAUAUAUUACAGAGUAGAACUGUUUCAUAGGGUUUUCUGGGCUGUAGUCUUUAUGGAACCAGAUCACCAUGACUUUCUUCCGUGGCAUCAUUGGGUGGGUUCGAACUGCCAACCUUAAGGUCAGUUUGCACCACUCAGGGACCUUUAAUCUACAAGACAGUAAGUGAUAAGUGAUGAUGACUGAAUCCACGGAAUAAGUCUCUAAAUUAUUAAACUACAUUUUAUAUGAUGUUACCUGUAAGGCUCUGAAAAGUGAUUCAAGUUUAUAACAUAUCUGAUAACUCUAAACCAAAAUGUCAUUAUCCAGAAUAUUCCAUUCCCCAAACUAUAUCAAGAUAACAGAAAGCUUAUUAGAGUAUGUUACAUGAACAUAAAAAUUUCUUAUACUCACAGGAAGAAGAGUUCCACCUGACUACUGCUAAGAUUGUUAAGCAUCAUUAGGUAUUUUUACAAGCAUCUCCUAUGGCAAUCUUACUUAGUUUGAAAGAAAUUUUCCCUUAAUUUUUUUUUUAAACCAUCAAGGCCACAAGACAUAAUUAAGGACUUAAGAAGUUUUUCUUGAAGUUAAAACAAAUUCAGUUGAAACCCUACCUUUAUUUUUAACAUAGAAAGGGUGGUCCAGCUUACACUCUACAGUAAGUAAACCAUCUUCUACUGUACCAGGAUCAAAAGUCAACUUCAGGACAGACUCGCCAAAUGAUACACUUUCUUCAUGUGAUAACAACUUUAGACCAUCAGAACCAUAGCCCUGAAAACAUAUGCAUAGAGGGAAUGAAUUGGAAAUGUACAAUUCAAGACAUAAUGAAGUUCCUAUUACAUGCAAGACUCUGUGGAAAAGAUAAAAAUGAACAAGACAGGAUCCCUGUCUUCAAGGAGCUUUCAACCUAGUAAUGAAAAAAGACACACAUAAAAAUAAUUGUAACAAUGCAAACUGGAAUAAGCCCUUUAAUUCAAAUGUAAAUAAGCUAAUGGAGUUUAAUAAAGGAAGAUAUUAAUUCCAAAAGACAGAGAUGUUAGGCAGGAUUUUCAGUUUCCAUUUGAACUGGUAUUUAAAAGAAGAAUGAAAUUCAGAAAGGUGGAAGAAGACCAUUUCUUGCACCAGGAACGAAUUUUAAUUAGCAACUUCCUUGGGGAGUGCUGCAUAUUUGCUAAAAAUACAAAGUGAGUUCAGAGCUGGGGGCAAAUAAGGUUGAAAAGGUGGUGCCAGUUAAUAGAGAUCUUGAAGAUGUACAAAGUACUUAAGCUUUCCUUUUAGACAGUACUGGGAAGUCAUUUUUAUUAAUAUGACUGUCGAUUUUAAAAUGAUAACAAUGACUACAGAUCAAUGCAGAUACCUUAAAUAUUCAAUUAUUUGAGGAUAUAAAAAGACACCUUGUUACUGAAUUAACAAGGAAACAAAACCUUAACUAAUGCAGUGGUGGUAAAACCAGAUUAAAUCUAAAUUCAAACUAUAUUUAUUGAGCAUUCAGAACAUGCUGGGUGCUAAACUCGAAAUACAAACAUGAAGAAGACACGAUCCCUACCCUGAGACUCAGAAAAACAAAGGAGACAAACAUGCUGACAGCUAGCUAUACUAUCCAAUCAUUAUUAAACUAGAGCAUGAACAAAGUAAUGAAUGAGAGAAGAAUGACUGUAGAAAAUCUUUAUGAAAAUAGAAUUGAUCAACUGAAUAUGAAGGGAGAAAAGGGAAUUGUAAAAGAUAACUUUAUGGUUUUGAAUCUGAGCAUCAGGAAGGCUAAUAAUUUCUUUAAAAGAAAAGGGAAAGAGUAAGCCGGGAAGGGAAAGAAAGUAAAUCUAGUUUUGGUCAUACUGAGCUGAGCCUGAAGAACUGACUGAUGUUCACACAGAGAUGUUGUAACGUGCAACUGGGAACGUGCAGGUAAGGGCUACAGACAUACAUUCGUAAACAAAUGAAUUACAGAAUCUUAUAAUUCUUAGAAAAGGAGCCCGGGUGGUGUAAUGGUUAAGUGCUCAACUGCUAACCGAAAGGUUGGCAGUUUGAACCCACCCAGAGGCUGCUUGGGACAAAAGACGUGGCAAUCUGCUCCCAUAAAGAUUUCAGCCUAGGAAACCCUAUGAGACAGUUCUACUCUAUCCCACAGGGUCACUAUGAGUCAGAAUCGACUCAACAGCACCUAACAACAACAUAAUUCUCAGAGCUACACUAGUUAAACCUACACGGAUUAAAACUAAUCCAAUCCCAUUUAACAGAUCAGGAAGUCAACACCCAGACAGGUUAACAAUCUGUUCCAGGUCAGUCACACAAAUAGUUACUGGAAGAGCUAGAAGUUUCCCGACUCCAAGUUCAGCCUGUCCCCAGCCCACUAUGGAGCUGCUGCCGACAAUACAGGUAGAGAAGAGUUGGCGAAGAAUGAGGAGGGGCAAAACCUUGUGCUACAUUUGUGGGCAGACAAGUAACCAGUCAAAAAGACUGAGACAUUAGAAGACAAACUGGGGCACUGCCAUGAUACACAAAUCAAAAACAAAAACAAACCAACCCAGUGCCGUCGAGUCCAUUCCAACUCAUAGCGACCCUAUAGGACAAAGCAGAACUGCCGCAGAUAGUUUCCAAGGAGCACCUGGUAGAUUCGAACUGUCAACCCUUUGGUUAGCAGCCAUAACACUUAACCACUACACCACCAGUGCUUCCACACAAGUCAAGGGAAGAUGUUUUCAAGAACUAACCCACUGUGUCAAACGUUGCAGAGAUGUCAAACAGAACAAGCAGAAGUCUCUGGUCGUAGAAAUUAGAAUAAAGCUAGAGGCCUUUGAGACAAAUUUCAGUAAAGUGGUAAAAAGGCCAAAGCCGGCUUCUAUCAUGAAGUAGAGAAAUGAAGGGGGGAAAAAAUGAAGGCAGCCAAAUCAGGACUAUUUUCUCAAGACAUUCAGGGGUAGGGAAUA
This is a messenger RNA of Loxodonta africana (African savanna elephant), 21337 nucleotides long. It is a transcript of the gene COG5, whose product is annotated as component of oligomeric golgi complex 5. Gene Ontology annotation, cellular component: COG complex. The record is from RefSeq and is a predicted model, not a curated record. Lineage: Eukaryota; Metazoa; Chordata; Mammalia; Proboscidea; Elephantidae. The transcript is spliced from 22 exons. The coding region runs from base 48 to 2537 and encodes 829 amino acids. Gene Ontology annotation, biological process: intra-Golgi vesicle-mediated transport.